AUGACGAGCAAGUGGAACACUGCUCUCCAAUCAAGCGGCGGUGGCAGUGCGCUUUUACGCACCGCUGCGGGUCCGGGCUUACCCAGAGGUCCACCGAGCCUCCUAGAGAUGUUCCUGAUGUUCUCGGCUGUGGUGCUUUUCUCCGUCCAGCCAGCAUCAUCUCAUCCCCAGUGCUUGGACUUCCAGCCACCUUUCAAACCCCAGUGGCACCUGGAGUUUUGCAGACAGUAUGAGGAGUUUGGCUGCUGCGACCAGAGAACUGACAACGUGAUCGCGGAGAGAUAUUGGAACAUCAUCGAACUGUUGGAAACGGCGGGUUCUGAACUCUGUGAGGACAUGCUGAAGGAAAUCAUGUGUCAGGAGUGCUCUCCAUAUGCUGCUCACCUCUAUGAUGCGGAGGAUCCUUACACACCUAUCAGAGAGCUGCCCGGCCUUUGCUUUGGCUACUGCUCUGAGUUUCACAGCAAGUGUCGCCACGUGCUGAAAUAUUUAACUGAGAACAGACAGUUGCUGGGCACCUCUGACCGGGACGUCUCCACCUUCUGCAGCAUAGUCGACUUGUCCGACCAGGACUACUGCUACCCCAAUGUCCUCAAGAGCAACUACCUUAACAACAACCUUGGACAGGUGGCGCAGGACCCCAGAGGAUGUCUGCAGCUGUGCCUCACGGAGGUGGCCAACAGCCUGAGAAACCCGGUGUUGAUGCUGCACAGCGGUGAUGACACGCAUCGGAUGUUCAUCGCCGAGCAGCUGGGCUUUGUCUGGGUUUAUCUUCCUGACGGCAGCCGGCUGGAGCAGCCCUUUCUGGACCUGAGCGGGGAGGUGAUGACAACGCCUUGGCUGGGGGAUGAAAGAGGCUUCUUGGGCAUGGCCUUCCACCCCAAGUAUCGGAACAACGGCCGAUUCUUCAUUUACUACUCGAUUCAAAUCGACAGUGAGGCGGAGAAGAUCCGGAUCAGCGAGAUGAAGGUGUCCGCUUAUGACAUGAACGUGGCUGACCCUUACUCAGAGAGGGUCAUUUUAGAAAUUGAAGAGCCAGCUGCCAACCACAACGGCGGCAUGCUGCUGUUUGGUCGAGAUGGUUACCUGUACAUCUUCACUGGAGAUGGUGGAAAAGCUGGGGAUCCGUUCGGGAAGUAUGGGAAUGCGCAAAACAAGAGUGCUUUGUUGGGAAAAGUUCUCCGUGUCGACGUAGAUGGAAGGGACCCCGCUGGGAAACAGUACAGGAUUCCCCCUGACAAUCCAUUCCUUGGUGACCCGGGCGCUCGGCCAGAGGUGUUUGCAUAUGGAGUCCGGAACAUGUGGCGAUGCUCUGUGGACCGCGGGGACCCGGUCACCCGCUACGGCAGAGGCCGGAUAUUCUGCGGAGACGUCGGCCAAAACCGCUACGAGGAGAUUGACAUCAUUGUGAAGGGAGGGAACUAUGGAUGGAGGGCAAAAGAGGGCUUUGAGUGCUAUGAUAUUAAACAGUGCCACAACUCCUCCCUGAAUGACAUCCUCCCUAUAUUUGCAUAUAGCCAUCAUGUUGGGAAGUCUGUGACGGGGGGAUAUGUGUACAGAGGAUGUGAGUCACCAAAUCUGAACGGCCUGUACAUUUUUGGAGACUUUAUGAGUGGUCGAAUCAUGGCCUUAGAGGAAGAUAAGAGAACCGGAAACUGGAAAGAGAGGAGCGUAUGUAUGGGUGACACAACGACUUGCUCUUUUCCGGGGCUCAUCAACCAUCACCACAAGUUCAUCAUCUCUUUUGCUGAAGAUGAAGCAGGUGAGCUGUAUUUUCUGGCCACUUCACACCCGAGUGCCAUGUCACCUUUUGGAACGGUGUUUAAAUUCAUGGACCCUUCAAGGAGAGCUCCUCCAGGGAAGUGCAAGCAGAAGCCUCUACCUGUAAAAGUCAGAGGGAAAAAGUUCCCCUUCGUGCACAGGGAACUGACUGUGCUGAACACAAAUGACAAACCUACACGGCCACCGCCAAGAAAACUCAAGCUGACCACCAAACCGCCGGUGACAAGCAGUAAGAUCAGACCGACGGCAGCCAGCGCCACAAAGCCGACCAACGCCACAAAGCCGCAACGCAUAGCACCCAAAAAAGAAGGAAAGAAGGGGAAGAAGCCAAAACCGUGGAAGCAGAGCAAAACGCUGAAUAAGAAGGAUUACAAGACACAAGCGAAGAAAAAGACGAAGGCACAGACUAAGAAGACUGCUGCCAAGAAGCCAGUCAGAGUCAAAGUAUUACCAAAGAGGAAUCAAACUGCUGCUUCAAACAACACAAAAAGACCCAAAAGCCAGAAAGAUAACAAAAUCAACACAAAAAUCAACACUCCCCAGAAGAAAGAUGCACAGAAGCCAGUUGGGGUGAAGAUAAGGAGACCCGAAAAGGUACAGUUCACCUUUUCCAACAAAACAAACCAGAUUUCGAAGCCAUUCCCGUCCAUCAGCCUGUAG
Messenger RNA from Menidia menidia (Atlantic silverside), 2442 nucleotides. The record is from the annotation of a GenBank genome assembly. Lineage: Eukaryota; Metazoa; Chordata; Actinopteri; Atheriniformes; Atherinopsidae.